AUGACCCAAGCCCAGGAGGACCACCACCAGAGUACGGCCCAUGGCGAUCAGGAGAACUUGGACGGCCUAGCGCAGAACCUCAGGGCGGUCUACCGAUCCUACCAUCUCGACUGGAUCGAACACUGCGAGGCAAUCGACCGCCUCCGACUCCGGCUCACCCGCAAGAAACGGCCCACACUCACCCCAGUCACCACCACCGUCGACAUCGCCGCCGGGAUACCUGCCUGCGAAUCAGCCGCGAACGUCCUCAACCCCGCCCCCAUCGGAGCACUGUCAUCCGGCUCGGCUGGGAUCACUGGCUCAUUGACGGCCACCGGUCGGACCACCCGCCGGACUGCCAACCUGAGCUCCUUCGGCGACGCCGUCACCGACGCACAGUUCGACCUCGUUCUCGCUCAGCUCGGAACCGCCGACCAGAAGGACCCGAAUAUCAGAGCCAUGAAAACUACCGCAACCGUCCCGGAUAUGGCUCUCCUGCCCAGCCACCGUCUGCAGCUCUCGGUCUCAGAAGAUCAGACCAGCGACACCCUCGUCUCCGACCCCAUCGCCUUCUACGAACUCAACCCACCCGAUUCCGAACCACCCCCAUCCGGAUAUCAGGAACCAUCCAUCUGGACCGCCCAAGAACAAGAAGCAUUCGAGAAGAGCUACACCGCCCAGCCCAAACAGUUCGGCUGGAUCGCCUCGCAGGUCAAGACCAAGAACCGCGCCCAAUGUGUCAUCCACUACUACCGUACCAAACGAGAGAACAAGUAUCGCAACCUCCAUCUGCCCCCUCAGCCGAUCCUCGAAGGUAAAUCUCGCGAACUGCGCGGCAAACGAACGCGGAGAGUCCCCUGCAAAACUCCGACUACAGCCGAUCCUCUGACCCCCUCCUCACUCAAGCCCAAGCCCACCAAAUCCACAUCAGAUGCCAUCCCACCCACCGGAGAUGAACCUGAUGACGAAUCCGUCUAUCACCAGGCCAACGAAACCGACCUAUCCUCAACAGCCACGGCCAGCAUUCUAGUCUCAUCAUCCACCCAUCGGGACCUGCCCACACCAACCUUCUCAGCACCCUCCCCAGCCCAGUCGUCGAUGGUCGAUCCCUCUGAGAGAACGUCGAUCGUCUCCGGCGACCAUCGUGCUCGUCUGGAGCUCGCCGACCCAUCGACCGAAUCCAAUCGAUCAAACACCCCCAAACCCACCCCCACCAAACCGCUCGAUCUUCUCAAUCCAGUGGCCUCAACAUCUCUUCCAGCAAAGUCUGCCGAGGACCCAACCCCCAAGUGGCCCGCUCGUGCCUACAAGAAACGGAAAGUGCACGCGAUCGACACCAGCAAUAGUCGCCCGGUACCCUCCGCACAUUCGUCCAGUGUAGUCGAUCUUGCUCCUCCCUCUAAGCCUGACGCUCAAACUUCACAUACUCUUAACCCUCCUUCUGGCUCUGCCUAUUCUUCAGAACCUUUGCCUUCCGCUCACCCCAAUGGAAGUGACGCGUCUUCUGCACAGAUCAACGGGCUGCCUGUAUCACGCCAAACGCCUGGCCUAGAGGCCACACCAUCCUUGAUGGAGGUAGACGAACCGCCGGCGGGCAGAAGUUCACAGCCCAAGAUACCCGAAGCAGCGCCGGUGAUCAGGUCGUCGAUGCAGAUCAAGAAUCUGCUGAAUGAUGAUCCGGUCGAGCUCUCUGCGACGAUGUCGAGCAUGGAUGCAAGCGCCUGGUUUGGCAACGACUCGACUGAGGCCACGCCGACGGAAGAGAUCCCCGAGCCCGGGCCGACCAAGCCGCCGUUGAAGCUGCCCCCGGUCGACCGCGCACUCCUGCCACCUCCACGAGGAGAUUACUACCAGUCAUCAACAACGCUUCCCAGGCCGCUGUCCCAGCCCCUAUCUCAGCCUUCUUUCCCACCCCUCCCCCGCCCUCUGUCUCGCCCACUAUCCCGGCUGUCGAGCCAUGCGAGCCACGCCCAACAGCAGAGCAGCGCCAGUCUGCCCCCUUCUCAUCGACUGACCGCUUCUGACUCUUCGUCCGCGCAUCCUCCUCCUGCUGCGACUGACCAUCUUCCCGGGCGACAGUUCGAUGGGAUGCUCGUCGACGAACGCUUUGCUGACCCGCCCAGUUCGCCCGGCUCGCCCUCCGUAGGUGGGGGUCCCGCCAACAGGAUCUCCUCCCGCGGCCUUCCCGAGCCCGACCCCUCCUCCUCCAAGCCGAUGUCUGUCGCGGGCCGGAGCGCUCUGUCCUAUCAGAUCAAGUAUGAGCGGGGCUUCCCCGGGCCUGAUCGCCCACACUUCCCCGAACACUAUCCGCCGCCGCAGCCGCCGACAUCGGGCCCCUCAAUCUCGACCCUCUCGUCCAUCGUCCAGCCUCCGCUGCCGCCGCCCCCCUCCGCCUCCUCCCAAUCGCCCCGUCCGCCCAGCUUGCACCACUUCCCCACCCCCACCCAUUCCACCUCCCCGCGCCCGGGCCAUCCGCACGGGAGCGGGUCUCUGCUCCGGUCGCCUUCGUCCGCCCGUGGCCCGCUCCCCCCACCCGGGCCCUACCCCGCCCAUUCGCCCGGCGUCGGCACCCGGUUCUCCAACAACCGCCUCCCCCCCAUCCCCGCCUCGCUCUCCUCCUCCCACCACCACAGACUCAACCACCAUCUCCCCCCGCCCGAGCCUCCCCCGCCCAUCUCCGCGUCUUCUUGGCACAACACUCCCCCGCCGCCUGGUAACCACCUUUCUCCGUUCGAUGGGUCUCCCGCUGCUGCCGCCGAUCGGAAGCAGUGGGAGCAACAACAACACAAUCAGCAGUGGGAGCAAGGUUACCUCCAACAACAGAAGCAGCAGCAGUAUCAUGAGCAGCGGGAUCGGGAGCAGCGGGAGCGCGAGCAACUGCACCACUCCAAACAACUCCCCCACCACCAUCACCUCAUCCACCCCUUCCCGUCUUCGUCUUCUUCGCCGGCGACAACAGCUCCGAAAGACCAUCAUCAUCAGCAGUACAUCCACCACCACCCAUCGUCUUCGGCUUCUCACCACCAUCUCCAUGGCCUUCACGAGCGUAGACCGCCCGUCGACAUCGAGCCUCCGGAGCCUGCUCCUCCACCCCCCGCCGCACCCGGAUCUGCGACUGCAAACGGCGGGCCUCCGGGCUCUUCGUCCUCGGCGGCCAAAAGUAGCGGCAUGGGUGCCCGGAACACGGGCGACCGCUGGGCCGACCGGUUGUGA
This is a messenger RNA of Puccinia triticina, 3192 nucleotides long. RefSeq lists its product as uncharacterized. Gene Ontology annotation, cellular component: Set3 complex. Gene Ontology annotation, biological process: regulation of transcription by RNA polymerase II. The transcript is spliced from 5 exons. NCBI's taxonomy places the organism in Eukaryota, Fungi, Basidiomycota, Pucciniomycetes, Pucciniales, Pucciniaceae. Bases 1 to 3192 code for a protein of 1063 amino acids. The record is from RefSeq and is a predicted model, not a curated record.